AUGCUCUCGGAAGAGGAUCAACUGUUGUUUGUGGCGGCGAAGGAGGCGCAGUUAACACGCAAUGAGGCGGUGCAUAUAAUCAUGUCGGACGUUUCUCACUCUGUCUUCUACGGGGCAUUUAUCCGUGUUCUCUUGGAACUGCAAGACCACCGUGAGGAUUACAUCGUAGCCCGCGUUGGGGCGAUUGCAACGGGUGAAGUCUACGGGGGCUUUUCAAACAAUGCGAACAUUAGAACAGACAAUUAUCUGGUGCUGCAGCUCCCACCGCACCUUGCGAAGAUCAAUGGAACACAGUACCAGUUAAACAGCAUCAGCAACUCCCCCAUGACGGAAGGGGAGUUUUCUCGCUGGUUAGAAGUGGCAAGGUCGGGGGCACAUGCGUUGUCAUCGUUGUACGCUCUGGAGGGUGUUGCGCCUGUUGCGUUACCGGUUCCAACGCGAGAGGAGCUCGCCGCCGUUGCCUGGCGAUUACGUGGAGUGAUUGGCAACUUGGCCCGGCAUGGACAUGGGGCGCACCGUCAGCGGCGGUGCAGCCAAGUGCAGCCGUCGCAGGCACAAGAACAGGGCCCAGCGACUCCCCCUCCAGACAACUUGUUGCAGGCGCUUUCUGUUUGUCCGAGUAGAAACGCACCCCCAUCGGAGGGGAACUUCUCGGCACCAAGUCUCCACAGUGCGUGUGCGGCUGAUAAUGCAUACAACCAUGACGGUGUGUCUAACUUUGCUCGGCAAAUCACCACGGCUUCAUUGGGCCCCGCCAACAGUAAUAUUAGUCAACAACAACAACAACAACAACAACAGCACCCAUAUAAUCCCCUUUAUCUGCAGCAGGCAGGUAACAUCAAUGGGAGUGUUGAAGGCAGCGGCCCUAGUGAAAAACCGCCUCUCUUUCAUGGUGCACUAUCACCAAUACCAGUAUCGACUAGUCCCCCCACUGCUAUUGAAAUUUCUGUGGCGGAGAGGGAGCUUGAGUUGCCGACACGCCGACAGAUUCGGCAAGACAUCAUUAAUAAAAUGAAUCAGAACGGCGUACUUUUUCCGACGAACAUCAAUGAGCUCAAGGUUUCCCAGCUGCGGCUUGCAGAGCGUGAUAUGAUUGAGUAUCUUGAGCAAGUGCGCGAAGCUAUCUCUAGUAAACAGGAGAACUGUGUUGUGUGCAUGGAUCACGUGCCAACAGUUAUUUCACUGCCGUGUCGUCACAAGGUGCUCUGCAGACUUUGUGCGCCCUCCGUGAGCACAUGUCCCGUGUGUCGAAGCCAGCUGUUUGAGCUCUUUGAGCCAAAGGAGAUCUAG
This is a messenger RNA of Trypanosoma cruzi, 1290 nucleotides long. RefSeq lists its product as uncharacterized. The coding region runs from base 1 to 1290 and encodes 429 amino acids. The record is from RefSeq and is a predicted model, not a curated record. The transcript has a single exon. Gene Ontology annotation, molecular function: DNA binding. Lineage: Eukaryota; Euglenozoa; Kinetoplastea; Trypanosomatida; Trypanosomatidae.